GGGGCAAUUUUUACUCUGCAGAACAAAGCCGUAAACAGAACAACAAAGCCGGCUCCCUUUCUUUCUUUCAAAACCUUUCUCGUCCUUCCUCAAUCCCUCAUUUCGCUAGCACCAUUUUUCUGCUUCCUCUAAUCUUCACAAAAAAAGAGAAAAAGGAAAAGUUCUUUCCUUUCCAAAGGUUUGAUUCCAACCAGCUGAAAAGAAAAGAAAAAAAUAACUCUGUUUUUAUGUAGCUGCUAUUGCCGUUUCCCAGCUGGGAUUCCUUCUUUCUGAUUUGACUGAUCGGGUAGAGGGAGAGAGAUAGAGAUAGAGUUAGCUCCGAGGUUAUUGAUUUGUGAUGGGUUUAACUAGACGAGGAUUUCUGGAUUGAUUUCUGAUUUGAGUUUUUUUUUCGGGAGGGGAAGAGAUUUUGUUUCCAGGAAUUGUAAGGUUGGAAGUACUUGUCUUUGACUUUGUCGUCGGGGGAAAGGAGAAAUGGGUUGCUUCCCAUGUUUCGAUGCUUCGAAGGAAGAGGAGACACUGAAUCAAGACGAGAAGUCCGAUGAUCGAAAGCCGACUUCCUUGCCCACUGUCGCUUCAAAUAUUUCCAAGUUGUCUUCUGGAUCCGAAAGGCUUAGAUCAAGAAGCCUUGGUCUAUCCAAGAGGGAAUUACAGUUACCGUCUCCCAAGGAUGGAUCUGCCGUAAAUAUAGCAGCUCACAUUUUCACUUUCCGGGAGCUUGCUGCCGCCACAAAGAAUUUCAGGCCAGAGUCUUUCCUAGGGGAAGGAGGCUUCGGUCGUGUGUAUAAAGGGCGUCUCGAAACUACUGGUCAGGUCGUGGCUGUGAAGCAAUUAGAUAGAAAUGGGCUGCAAGGGAAUAGAGAAUUUUUGGUGGAGGUUCUGAUGCUUAGCCUUUUACACCACCCCAACCUCGUGAGCCUGAUCGGUUAUUGUGCUGAUGGUGAUCAGCGUCUGCUUGUCUAUGAAUUCAUGCCCUUCGGUUCGCUCGAAGAUCAUCUUCAUGAUCUUCCACCUGAGAAGGAACCUCUGGAUUGGAACACUCGAAUGAAGAUAGCAGCAGGAGCAGCCAAAGGGUUGGAGUAUCUCCACGACAAGGCAGCCCCUCCGGUGAUUUACCGAGAUUUCAAGUCGUCGAACAUUCUUCUACAUGAAGGAUUCCACCCCAAGCUAUCUGAUUUUGGGCUAGCAAAGCUGGGCCCCACUGGUGACAAGUCCCACGUUUCCACCCGAGUCAUGGGCACAUACGGUUACUGUGCUCCUGAGUAUGCCAUGACUGGUCAGUUGACGGUCAAAUCCGAUGUGUACAGCUUUGGAGUAGUCUUCCUUGAGCUCAUCACUGGACGUAAAGCCAUUGACAGCAGCAUGCCUCACGGAGAGCAGAACCUCGUCACAUGGGCACGUCCAUUGUUCAACGAUCGCAGGAAGUUCUCCAAGCUGGCUGAUCCAAGGCUACAAGGGCGAUACCCAAUGAGGGGGCUCUACCAAGCUCUAGCCGUGGCAUCUAUGUGCAUUCAAGAACAGGCUGCAGCUCGUCCUUUAAUUGGUGAUGUUGUCACUGCCUUGUCCUACCUGGCUAACCAGGCGUACGAACCGAAUGCAAAUGGUGGUAGUGUUGGUCAGAAGGGUUCGAGGGACGAGCGAGGUGGGCUGCUGUCGAGGGCCGAAGAUGGAGGUGGUGGGUCUGGACGAAGGUGGGACCUGGAUGGGUUUGAUAAGGACGAUUCACCUAGAGACCCAGCUGCAAAGGUCGCAACGAAUCGGGAUUUGGAGAGAGAAAGAGCUGUUGCCGAGGCGAAGAUGUGGGGGGAGAAUUGGAGAGAAAAGAGGCGGCAGAGCGCCCAGGGGAGCUCCGAUGGAGAUGGAAACAACGGCUGAUGCUGACGACGAGGUUGAACCUGCUUAUACCAAUCCAGUUCCCUGUUGUGUUAGUUCUUUUGUUUUGGUUUCUUUUGUCUUUGGUUUUGGGUUAUGGAGACUGUGAAGGCUAACUGCAGGGGGGAAAGAGAGGAGAGAGCUGGGAAUGGGAAGAGGAGAGGGAAAGAAAUACAGAAAGACGAGUACUUUGUAACAUUUUUAACAUAAACAAGAACUGGGUUCAUUGCUGUACUACCUUCUUUCUAUUCUGCCGAGCUGUUUUUUUUUUUUUUUUUUUUUUUUUGCUUCCCCAUUUCUUCUGCUGAUAAGCUUAUUCUCCCGUCUUUAAGUUGCAACCGAAACAGAGGAAGACGAGAAUUUCGCUACAUGUAUGUGUGUACCAAUUCUUCAUUGAAGACAUGGAAUUGCCCAAUUCUCAAACCU
Messenger RNA from Linum tenue, 2298 nucleotides. The record is from the annotation of a GenBank genome assembly. Lineage: Eukaryota; Viridiplantae; Streptophyta; Magnoliopsida; Malpighiales; Linaceae.